AUGAACAGACAGCUCCUGAGUCCAGAGGCCGGAUCGAGGGACAUUCAAGCCCCAGCAGGCCGCACGAGCUGGGACAAGGUCAGGGUCAAGGCCAAGGCCAAGGUCAACAACGGUCUGUCUGCUGGGAAGAAGGACGAUGGCAUGGAUGGUAGAGAGCAGGCGGCGACGAGACAGAACGAUUGA
Molecule: messenger RNA, 183 nt
Organism: Metarhizium album ARSEF 1941
Lineage: Eukaryota; Fungi; Ascomycota; Sordariomycetes; Hypocreales; Clavicipitaceae
Exons: 1
Coding region: 1-183 (60 amino acids)
Source: RefSeq, a predicted model, not a curated record